Messenger RNA from Mycena citricolor, 4941 nucleotides. Lineage: Eukaryota; Fungi; Basidiomycota; Agaricomycetes; Agaricales; Mycenaceae. The record is from the annotation of a GenBank genome assembly.
GAUAAACAGGAUGACCGACAAGUUCUCUCAGCUGCGAUCGAAAUGGGCGGGCUCCAGCAACGCGGAGGCUCUGUUCUUCAAAGCGAGCGGGAUGAGCCCGGCGAUGCGCCUCGAGGUUCCCGAGCUGGGACGCGAGUUCACUGACGGACUUUACAUUGGUACCGACCCUGCCGGCACUGUGUUCUAUGACACGGCCGAUUCGUUCGACAUCAAGGACUCGGACCCCGUUUACUACAAGGCCGAGCAAUACUAUAACGAGGCUGACAGCAAGUGGUGCGCUUGGGUCCGCUUCUACCGCGAAAACGUGGAGAAUCCCCAUGCCGAGUUCCUGGCAUAUGAUCCUCAACAAACGGUGACCAACACAGGUAUCGAUAAGAAGUCGACCUGCCAGGGCAAGUGGACCUUACUCAAGAUUGGCGUCGCGACAACGACUGUGCGCAAGCUUGCCGACGAGUCCAAGAUCACCUUCACCGUCGACUCGGUCAAUCUCAAGGCGGUUAUUCACACGGGAUCGCAAUCGUUCAACCCCAAGUCCGUCAAUUACCUUUCCGGGCUUUUGUAUUUCAAGGAUAUGAACACCGUCAAGUCGGGAACGUGUGCCAAUUACAAUAACGAUCGUGUCGUCUUCUACAGGAACAGAAACGAGAUCGACUUUACCGCUUACUUCGUCCCCUACCUGGAUCCCAACUUGACGCUUGGAUCUACGGACACCAAGAUCUUCGAGGACGCGAUUUUGGUCGGUGUCAUCGGUGGCAGCGGGUUGUACAACCUCGGGAACUUGACUUUCAUCAAGCAUCCCUGGGGUUUCCCUUCGUCUCCCAUAGCCAUCUCCUCCCUCCCCUCCGGUGCGCUCGUGGCUUUCGUCGCGCGUCACGGCGUCGACCACUCUAUCUCCCCAACGGACAUCCCCGCACGCGCCAACAUCGCUGCGCUCAAGUCGCUCGGCGUCCGCACGAUCGUCGCGUUCUCCGCCGUCGGCUCCCUGCGCGAGGAGAUCGCGCCGGGCGACUUCGUCCUUCCCUCGCAGCUGAUCGACCGGACCAAGGGCAUCCGCGCGACGUCCUUCUUCGACGGAACGGGCUUCGUGGCGCAUGUCGGAUUCAGCGACCCGUACUCGCUCAAGCUGUCCAAGUGGCUCGAGGGCGCGGUCGCUGAGGCGCUGAAGGAGGAGGGACGCGGCGUCAAGCUCUGGACGGGCAAGACGCUCGUCGUGAUGGAGGGCCCGCAGUUCUCGACCCGCGCCGAGAGCCUGAUGUACCGUCAAUGGGGAGGCGAUCUCAUCGGCAUGACUGCCCUGCCCGAGGCCAAGCUUGCGCGAGAGGCAGAGAUCAGCUUCGCUCUGAUCGCCACAUCGACCGACUACGAUGCAUGGCGCCCUCACGAAGCGGGUGUGACCGCGGCUGAGGUGGGCAAGAUCCUCCAACAAAACGCAGAGACGUCCCGAUACGUUGCGGCCCAUGUCAUCGAGCGUCUGCUCGUCGCCGGUGCCGAGGACGAGAGCCUCUUGAGCGAGGAGGUUGGAUGUAUGAAGUUCGCACUCAUGCGCAGCCCCGCCGAGUUCCCUCACCGUGGUCUCGGCUAUGUCCUCCCUGAGUACUUCAAAACCCAUUAGCUGUAUGUGUGGAACGUGUUCCGGGUUCUCAACAACCAAAUUUAUGUAUGUAUGUAUACAGUGCAGAAACUAGCCAUCUAUUCAUGUUAGGAAAGCGCGGUGGCUCAGGCGGUGCCGGCAGCCUUUCUCGCAUCGACCUCGACCUUGUUCCAAACCGGUCGUGGCAUCCUGAAUCCAUUCCCAACCAAAGCAUAGGUCGUGUCGCCGAGACGGCUCACGGCCAUAUAUUUGGCCGGGUCGAUCGCUGUCCCCGCCUCGUUGAGUACGGCUUUUCUGACGUGGACCAACUUGACGGUGCCGAGCACCAAACUGGAGCGCACUUCCCCCGCAUCGUUUUUGAUUUCGACGAUUUGGAGCAGCUAUCCACAGAUUAGAAACAGGGUCUGAAGGACUGCAACGGCGUGCUGCUGACCUCGCAUUCGAGGCUAAACGCGGAUUCCUUGAUGCGGGGCGGUUUCACCGACGUCUAGGGAAAUGAGUUGACUUGGUGGCGCAGACAAAAACGACGGCAUAGCUCACACUAGGCUCCCUGGUCAAUCCGGUGAUAUCCCACUCGCUCACAUCCGGAGGCGCGUCGAUCGAAGCGGCGUUGGCCUGCGCGAUCCAUGGCUCGCUGAUGAGACUGACCGUGAAUUCCUUCGUCGCGCGGAUGUUGUUCACGGUGUCUUUGAAUUUGUUGGCUCCGCCCGUGGACGCGAAGGAGAUCACGGUGGGGUUGUACGAGACCUGAUUGAAGAAGCUGCGGAACAAGGAUUAGCACGGGUACGUUUCUCGGCUGCGGAUGCCCGUAUCGGUAUUCAGCAUUACCUGAACGGUGCAAUGUUUCCCACUCCGCUCUCGUUCUCUGUGGACACGAACGCGAUAGGUCGGGGAGCGAUACCCGAAAUCGUCAUCUUGUAUACCUCUCUGAUAGAGGUUGAGUGAGCGAGAGAGGACCGAGGCAGAUAUCACUCGCCUAGGAUCGGUUGUGCGCGCGUCGAUAGUCUCCCAUCCAAGCUUCUCUUGCUCUGCCCAUUGUCGUCCGCCCUCCGUAGACGCGGCCUUUUGCCCGAAGGUGAAUUCGGCGUCUGGUGGCUGGGUGUACUUGAAGGACGAUGGCUCAAACGGUGGUAAUGAGGAGCCUGGAUCCGACAUAGUACUGUGAGAGCCCAAGAAGCACAAGGUACUGAAUCAUAUUUCCAACUCGGAUGAUAAAGCAUUCACAUUGGAUGAGGUCAUCCCCGAGUAUCCCUGCUAAGCGUGAUUGUCACGUGAAACUUCGUCUGCUAACUGGCACAUGCUCGCAAUCUUGCGAAAGUUAGCUUCACACCGGCUACAAGGGCUCCGGAUCGCCUCCAACAGUCUGCAUCACCCCCCUCUAUCCCCCCUGACUGCUUCCCACCUGCCCCCAGGACCACGAGCGACACGCAGCAUCUCCAUGACUGUACAGAAGAUCCCGACCACGGAGCGCCUCAGUACGCUGCGCACGUACCUGGCGCAAGAGGGCGUGGAUGCGUUUGUCGUACCCAGCGAGGACCAGCACUCGAGCGAGUAUCUGGCUUCGUGCGACGAGCGGAGAGCGUUUAUUUCUGGGUUCAAUGGAUCGGCUGGAUGUGCCAUCGUGACCAAAAAAGACGCGUAUUUGUUCACGGACGGACGGUAUUUCCUGCAAGCUGAGCAGCAGCUGGAUGCCAACUGGACGCUGAUGAAGCAAGGCCUCCCUGAUGUUCCUACGUGGCAAGAAUUUCUUUCCAAAAAUCUCGGUGACGGUUCGAACAUCGGUAUCGAUUCUACCCUGAUCUCGGCUUCCGACGCGGAAUCUCUUACCAAGUCUCUCGACACGCGGGGCUCUUCACUUGUUUCCCUGCCCAAGAAUCCGGUAGACACAGUCUGGGCUGGAGACCGGCCUUCACGGCCCAAGAGUCAGAUACACGUCCUGGAUGUCAAAUAUUCCGGUGAAUCGCAUACAUCCAAGUUGGCACGUCUCCGGGCCGAGUUGGCGACCAAGUCUGCAACUGCCAUGGUCGUCACAAUGCUGGACGAAGUGGCAUGGUUAUUCAACCUUCGCGGAACCGACAUUGCAUUCAACCCCGUCUUUUUCGCCUAUGCCGUCGUGACUACUGACAAAGCCGUCCUCUUCGUCAACAACGAUCAGCUCAAUGAGGACGUGAAGAAUAGUUUAGGAAGCGAAGUUGAGGUCAAGGGCUACGACGAGAUCUGGUCCUACCUGAAAGGAUUGGGUGAUCAAGUUCUCCUUGGCGACAAGUCGAGUUUGGCGGUAGCUCAAGCUGUUGGUGAGGGGAAUUACACACUUUCUCUGUCGCCCGUCGCAGAGAUGAAGGCGAUCAAGAACGCCGCAGAACUAGAAGGUUUCCGCCAAAGCCAUAUCCGUGACGGUGCGGCAUUGGCCAGGUACUUUGCCUGGCUCGAGGAGCAGCUCCAUUCUGGUGCCAAGCUGGAUGAGAACCAAGUCGCCGAGCAAUUGGAGGCAUUCAGAUCUGAGCUGGACCUUUUCCGAGGGCUGUCUUUCCCUACCAUUUCGUCCACCGGUUCCAACGCUGCCAUCAUUCAUUACUUCCCAACGCCGGGCGAUUGCUCCGAGGUCAAACGCGAUGAGAUAUAUCUCUGCGAUUCUGGAGCCCAAUUUCUGGAUGGAACCACUGACGUCACUCGCACCUGGCACUUUGGCACAGCGACUCCCGAGGAAAAGCGUGCGUUCACUCGCGUUUUGCAAGGCCACAUUGCGAUCGAUACCGCUAUCUUUCCGAGCGGGACAACCGAAGAAAGUAGAGAUGCAUUUGCUCGACGAGCGCUGUGGCAAGACGGUCUAGCCCCUAGACACGGAACGGGACAUGGUGUCGGCCACUAUCUGAACGUACACGAGGGCCCUCACGGAAUGGGUGUUCGGAUUGCUUACAAUGCCACACCAUUGAAGCCUGGAAUGACGGUCUCAAACGAACCCGGCUACUACGCCGACGGGAAGUUCGGCAUCCGUAUCGAGAACAUCGUGUUGGUCAAGAAAGUCGACACGCCGAACAAUUUCGGGGACAAGGGAUAUCUCGGCUUCGAGAAUGUGACAAUGUGCCCGAUCCAGACGUCGCUCAUUGACCGAAGCGUGUUCACCGCGGAGGAGGUGGGCUGGAUCAACAAGUACCACGAGGAGGUCCUUGCCAAGGUUUCGCCCCUGAUACAAAACGACCCCCGGGCUCUGGAAUGGCUGAAGAAGGAGUGCGCGGCUAUCUAGUGGUAGACUAGAUUUUCCUUCGAAGGUCUGAUAAGAUGAGACUGCAAUGUAAAGCAAGGCAUGUCAUUUAAUGAGAUUUUUGGAACGCCUGGGCUGUAAAUCUUGU